AGGCCAAUCCAUUGUCCCCGAUGCGUGGCAAGUUGCCAAUUGUAUACCAACUCAUCAGUUCGCAUGCUAAUGCACUGUCCCCGAUGUGUGGCAAGUCACCGACUGUAAACAAAGUUAUCGGGUCACGUGCUAAUGCACUGUCCCCGGCUUCUGGCGAGCCACCGACUGUAAACCAAGCCACUGCAAAGAGGCGUCCGGGACGUUCGGGGCAAACCUGCUGCAUUCCGGGAUGCUCGAAGAAUGACACAAGGAACAAGGAGGUCUCUUGGCACAAUUUCCCGGCCGACGUCGAGCUGAAGAAGCAGUGGGUGACGCAGAUCAACCGAGCCAUGCCGGGCCCGUUUUGGUGGGAACCAAAACCCAGCAACAAAAUCUGCGGGGACCACUUCAACGCCAGCGGAAGGAGGAGGUACGAAGACAAGAUCCCAAGGUUCUUCCCCCCAAGGCCGGACGCCGAAGCCCCGAGAGCAUCACACCUAAUUACAGCCGCCAUUCAGCAACCUCUGGUCGUCGUCAGUGUACCGAAAGAGGAAGGAAGGAAGCGUACAUGGCAGGGACAUUCCAGACAAACUUGCUGCGUGCAAGGGUGCCGAAACAACGACAGGAGGAAGAAGAACGAGGAGCUCUCUUGGCACAAGUUCCCGGCCGACAUCGAGCUGAGGAAGAGAUGGAUAACGGAAAUCAAUCUAGCUCUACCAGAGGGGCAACCAUGGUGGGAGCCAAGGGCCAGUAGCAAAAUCUGUGGGGCCCACUUCAACACUAGUGGAAGGAAGAAGUACGAAGAUAAAAUUCCAAGGUUCUUCCCCCCGAAGACGAAUCCCGAAUCCUCAAAAACGCCACGAAAUCCAGCACAGUCGUUCGCAGACCUGGAUCAUGUACCAUCGAUCUUGGGUGUUCCCUCAGACCUGACCUUAGCUGCCCAUGAGCAACCUGGAGUUGCCGUCAGUUUACCCAAAAACGAAGGUGAACAAGAGUUUUUACAGUCAGCAGCAGUACAUGGUGAUGGAAACACGCCGUUGGGAUCGACCAGCUUCCUUUUGAAGGUCACCGAAGACGUCCUGUUCCGGUGCUGUUUCUGCGCCCACGUCACCACCGACCGGCGCGGGAUCGUGAGCCACCUGGUUUCCCACGACGAUGAACAACCGUCCGAGUGCCAGUACCGUCCCACUUCGUUUGGCUCCACGUCCAUUUUGCGCCACCACAUUCAAAAGCGGGCGAGAGACAGGUCGUUGAAGUCCUCCGGCUCGAUUCAAGCGUGCAAGGACGAGCACCAGCAGUCUCCCGAAGCCUUCACGCAGAACAGCGGCGUAACCAAUCGCGUUUUAGCACAGACGAGCGACGAAAAAUCUUACAGGUGCGAUCUGUGCCCCAAAACCUUUGCUGUGCAUGACAGUCUGGCCCUCCAUCGUCAAACGCACGGGGGUCAGAAACCUCACAGGUGCAAGCUCUGCCCCCAAGCCUUCGUACAGCUUACAAAUUUGGUCGACCACGUUUGUACGCACACAAAUAAAAAACCUUGAAAG
Ixodes scapularis (black-legged tick) is the source of this 1523-nucleotide messenger RNA. Its product is annotated as zinc finger protein 184-like. The record is from RefSeq and is a predicted model, not a curated record. Gene Ontology annotation, molecular function: sequence-specific DNA binding. NCBI's taxonomy places the organism in Eukaryota, Metazoa, Arthropoda, Arachnida, Ixodida, Ixodidae. Bases 21 to 1520 code for a protein of 499 amino acids. The transcript is spliced from 10 exons.